Schizophyllum commune H4-8 is the source of this 1171-nucleotide messenger RNA. RefSeq names its product Clavaminate synthase-like protein. The record is from RefSeq and is a predicted model, not a curated record. Bases 1 to 1140 code for a protein of 379 amino acids. The transcript is spliced from 6 exons. NCBI's taxonomy places the organism in Eukaryota, Fungi, Basidiomycota, Agaricomycetes, Agaricales, Schizophyllaceae.
AUGAGCGGCGAUCUGUCCACCGACUUACCCAUCGUCGACCUCGACGUCUACCGCGCCGGGCCGCCCGACUCCGAGGCUGCGAUCGCUGAGUGCAAGAAGGCCGCAGAGGCUCUGAUCACCUACGGUGCACUUCUAGUACGCGAUGGACGCGUCUCCGAAGACGACAACACGGCCUUCCUCGAUCUCAUGGAAGAUUACUUCGCGCAGCCCGAUGAGGCACUCAAGAAGGACGAACGUCCUGAGGUCGGCUACCAAGUCGGCGUGACCCUCGAGAACACCGAAAAGCCCAAGUGCGCGGCCGACGAGCCUUGCCUCAAUGUCAUUGCACGGCUGGAUCCUGCGGAGCGACCGUUAGACAUCACCGCGCACUCGCCUGACCCCAAAUGCCGCUUCUUCUGGCGGAUGGGCGAGCGCCCUCCGUAUGAGACCCAGUUCCCUGCUCUCAACACGCCGAAUGUCGUCCCGGAGGCAGAGCCGCUCAAGAGUAAAUGGCCUGUGACGAUGGACAAGUGGGGAACGUCCAUGAAGCACGCAGUCGAGGGCAUAGCGGAGAUGACUGCCGUCGGCCUCGGCUUGUCUCCUGAUGACUUCACGUCGGCCGGCAGAUAUGGGCCUCACCUCCUGGCACCGACGGCGUCAGAUCUAAAGAAGUACGGCAAGAAGGACACCAUCUUGGCUGGCUUCCACACAGACCUGAACUUCUUGACCAUCCACGGACGGUCUCGCUACCCUGGCUUGAAUAUCUGGGCGCGCAACACCGGCAAACGCAUCCCAGUGCGGAUGCCGCCAGGCAACUAUUUGCUCGUACAAGCGGGCAAGCAACUCGAGCAUAUCACCGGCGGCCUCGUAAAGGCAGGAUAUCACGAGGUCGUCGUCAACGACAACACACUUGCUGCCAUGGAACACCGUCGUAAAGAGCAUCCCGAGCGACCGCUCAUCCGCAUAUCGUCGACAUUCUUCUGGCAUCUGUCUUCGGACUUUGACUUGAAGCCAAUUCCAAACUUGGUGGACAAGGCACUCGCUUUGCGCGCCGACCGUGUGAAUCUGGGCCUGUACGAAGGCGAGGAGCCAGCGUAUCCUCCAAUGAAGGUUGGACAACAGGUUCAGAACGAGCUCAAGCACAUAGCGCUCAUGGCGUAGUAUACCAUCGCGGGAUUUCAAGGGCGCUAGC